This is a messenger RNA of Erythranthe guttata (spotted monkey flower), 3241 nucleotides long. RefSeq names its product Malectin/receptor-like protein kinase family protein (gene FER). The record is from RefSeq and is a predicted model, not a curated record. NCBI's taxonomy places the organism in Eukaryota, Viridiplantae, Streptophyta, Magnoliopsida, Lamiales, Phrymaceae. Gene Ontology annotation, molecular function: transmembrane receptor protein tyrosine kinase activity; ATP binding. Gene Ontology annotation, biological process: protein phosphorylation.
UCAUUGUAUAUUACCAGCUUAACCACUUCUUCCACCCUUUCCUUCUUUUAAUUCUCUCUCUCUCUCUCUCUCUCUCUAAACUUCAACUCAAACUCGCUACCGUUUCCAAUCACAAGCAUUUCUCUGAUCGGAAGUAAUUAGCUUGGUAUUAUUUGAGCCUUUUUCUUUAUUUAUGUGCAAAUGAAGUUUGCAUAUUCGGUGCUAAAGUGCUGAUAUCUUUGAGGUCACGGAAUUCACACUGUUUCAUUUCAUUUUUUCCAGAACUUGAGUGGCUUUUUUUUUCUCUGGGAUUAUCAAUCCCAUCAUCUAUGAAGAAACUUUGGCUUAUAUCUGCUCUCAGUUUUCUGUUGGUGGUAUUACUGGGGGUUGAAAUAAUAUCAGCAGCUGAUUAUGUAGCAACGGAUCAGUUUUUCUUGAACUGUGGAGGCCCCCCUGAUUCCACCGAUCCUGACGGUCGAAAAUGGACAUCAGAUAUCGGGUCAAAGUUCGCAUUGUCUACAACCAAAUCUUCAACUUCCCCAGCAGCUACCCAAAAGCCAUCAGUCCCAGAAGUUCCUUACAUGACCGCUCGAAUUUUCCAAUCCGAAUUCACCUACAGUUUCCCUGUUGCCCCCGGCCGCAAAUUUGUCCGUCUCUAUUUCUAUCCAGCGACCUAUAAUGGUUUAGAAGCUUCCAAUGCUAUCUUCUCGGUAACUUCCGGAUCAUUCACUCUCAUGAAAAACUUCAGCGCCUCUCAAACAACCGAGGCUCUAAACUACGAUUACAUAAUGAAGGAGUUCUCCAUGAAUAUUCCGUCCGAAGUGUUGAAUGUCACAUUCACCCCUUCGCCCAACACAUCCAACUCGUACGCAUUUGUGAACGGCAUAGAGGUCGUAUCGCAUCCCGAUAUUUACAGUACAGACGGGACCGUAAAAGUCGUCGGUCAGACUACUGGCUUCAAUAUCGACAACGGUACGGCACUCGAGAAUGUCUACCGGCUGAAUGUGGGCGGAAACGACAUUUCACCCUCUCGCGAUACAGGUCUCUUUAGAUCGUGGCGCGACGAUUCAAGCUAUAUAUACGGUGCUGCAAAUGGUGUUACGGAGGUUCCUGAUUCGAAUGUGACCGUUGGAUACCCUUCUGGAUCGCCGAGUUACAUUGCCCCGAUUGAUGUGUACCGUACUUUGAGAUCGAUGGGUCCGACUACAGCCGUUAACCAGAACUACAAUCUAACUUGGCAGUUUAAUGUCGAUACUGGCUUCUCGUACUUAGUUAGGCUCCACUUCUGUGAGAUAACUGAUGUUAUUACUAAAGUGAACCAAAGAGUUUUUAUUAUCUUUAUGGGUAAUCAGACGGCGGAGAAGGAGGCAGAUGUGAUUGCUUGGGGCGGCGGCAAAAAUGGGAUUCCCAUUCACAAGGAUUAUGUUGUCUUUGUUCCGACUGGGCCUCCACAGCAACUGCUUUGGCUUGCUUUGUAUCCUAAUAUUGCAUUGAAACCCCAGUACUAUGAUGCUAUCUUGAAUGGAGUUGAAAUAUUUAAAGUGAGCGACCCUCGUGGCAAUCUUGCCGGUCCAAAUCCGGACCCACUUCCUCCGGUACCGGUUGACACCUCGCCUCAGCAGUCCUCAAGCUCUGGUAAAAACCACAAAGCUAUUAUAGGAGGAGGUGUUGGUGGUGGGAUCGCUGCAAUUCUUCUUCUCGGUUUGUGCGUGUGUGUUAUUUCCCGAAGGCAGAUGCAAAAGAAGGAUUCCAGCACGAGUGACGGUUGGCUGCCUCUGUCUCUGUACGGAAACUCGCAUUCUUCGGGUUCCGCCAAGACAAACACCACCGGAAGCUACGCCUCAACCCUCCCGUCAAAUCUCUGCCGCCACUUUUCAAUCGCUGAGAUCAAGGCCGCCACGAAUAACUUCGACGAAUCUCUCCUGCUCGGUGUCGGAGGCUUCGGCAAAGUCUACCGUGGAGAAAUCGACAGCGGCACCAAGGUGGCAAUCAAGCGUGGGAACCCACUCUCAGACCAGGGGGUGCACGAGUUCCAAACCGAGAUCGAGAUGCUGUCAAAACUUCGCCACCGUCACUUGGUCUCUCUCAUAGGAUACUGCGAGGAGAACUCCGAGAUGAUCCUUGUGUACGAUUACAUGGCUUACGGAACCCUUCGUGAGCAUCUGUACAAGACCCAAAAGCCACCAUUGCCAUGGAAGCAGAGGCUCGAGAUUUGCAUAGGCGCAGCUCGUGGAUUGCAUUAUCUCCACACCGGUGCUAAGCAUACUAUAAUUCACCGCGAUGUCAAGACCACUAACAUCCUAUUGGACGAGAAAUGGGUAGCGAAAGUUUCCGAUUUCGGCCUUUCGAAAACGGGGCCCGCGCUCGAUCAUACACAUGUCAGCACAGUGGUGAAGGGUAGUUUCGGGUAUUUGGACCCAGAGUACUUCAGGCGGCAGCAGCUCACGGAGAAAUCGGACGUGUACUCGUAUGGAGUUGUACUUUUCGAGAUAAUAUGUGCUAGGCCAGCUUUGAACCCUACACUUCCUAAAGAACAAGUGAGCUUGGCGGAGUGGGCCCAGCACUGUCAUAAGAAGGGAAUACUGGAGCAGAUGAUGGAUCCUUAUCUGAAAGGAAAGAUUGCACCAGAGUGUUUCAAGAAAUUUGCCGAGACAGCGGUGAAGUGUGUGUCUGACGUAGGGACAGACAGGCCUUCCAUGGGAGAUGUUUUGUGGAACCUUGAGUUUGCUCUGCAGCUACAGGAGAGUGCAGAGGAAAGUGGAAAGGGGGUUCUUGGAGAAAUGGACAUUGAAUCGUACGAGAUUACAAGCAAGGGUGGGAAGAAGGAUCCGGAUUCUUCUUUGGGUUUUGAUGGAAAUAUUACGGAUUCGAAAAGCAGUGGAAUGUCGAUGAGUAUUGGUGGCCGUAGCCUUGCAAGUGAAGACUCUGAUGGGCUUACUCCAAGUGCUGUCUUUUCUCAGAUAAUGAAUCCUAAAGGGAGGUAAAAUCAUAUUACCUACAUUUGUGUUUAAGUUCAUCGGGUUCCUACUACAGACACAGACGAUGAAGGAAGCCACCGUACCUUUUUAGUCCUAUUAACCACGGCAAAAGUUUUUUUUUUUUUUUUUCCUUUUAUUUAUUCUUUUUACUUGAGUAUUUUCUUUUGAUGUGUUUUGCUGGAACCUUGUAUAAGUUGUAUUAUACUCAAAGAUGUGUGACAAAUAUUUGUUCUUUUGUUUGGUGCCUAAUGCUUAUAUAUAUGAAUUAUGAUAUAUUUCGAGUG